Neltuma alba is the source of this 3189-nucleotide messenger RNA. RefSeq names its product WD repeat-containing protein 36. The coding region runs from base 228 to 2945 and encodes 905 amino acids. The transcript is spliced from 20 exons. The record is from RefSeq and is a predicted model, not a curated record. Gene Ontology annotation, molecular function: protein binding. NCBI's taxonomy places the organism in Eukaryota, Viridiplantae, Streptophyta, Magnoliopsida, Fabales, Fabaceae. Gene Ontology annotation, cellular component: Pwp2p-containing subcomplex of 90S preribosome; small-subunit processome. Gene Ontology annotation, biological process: rRNA processing.
ACUUGUAAGCCCUUCUCGUUUCUUUCUCUUCGGUGUUCAGCCGCUCUUCUUCCGCAUCGGUGCCUGUUGCCUCUCCCCCAGUCGUCGUCGACGCCACCCGCCCCUGCAGACACCGGCGCCGCCGCCUCUCUUCCUCUACCCAUCUUCAUUGUCGUCAGGAUAAACCAAGAAGCGUCGAAGUUAUUAUAUAAAGGGCUUCUCCUUUUCUACUAUUUUUGAAGCAAAAGAUGGGUAUAUUUGAACCCUACAGAGCAAUUGGAUACAUAACAAGCAUUGUCCCUGUGUCCGUUCAAAGACUUGGUACUGAAACUUUUGUCACAGUCAGCGUUGGGAAGGCCUUUCAAAUUUACAACUGUGCAAAGCUCAAUUUGGUUCAAGUUGGUCCUCAGCUGCCAAAGAAGAUUAGAGCUCUUGCUUCCUACAGAGAAUACACUUUUGCUGCAUAUGGAAAUGACAUUGCAGUUUUCAAGCGAGCGCACCAGGUAGCAACUUGGAGGAAACAUAAUGCUAAAGUCAAUUUCUUACUUUUGUUUGGGGAGCAUAUCAUUAGUGUUGAUGCCCAUGGUGAUAUGUACAUAUGGGCCUUUAAGGGGAUUGAUCAGAACCUUGCUCCAUUUGGGCCCAUGAAGUUAGAUGAUAAGUUUACCGUUAGUUGUAUAAUGCAUCCAGAUACUUACCUUAACAAGGUUCUUAUUGGGAGUGAACAAGGUGCGAUGCAACUUUGGAACAUCAGCACAAGGAAAAAAAUAUAUGAGUUUAAGGGAUGGAAUUCACCUAUCAUGUCUUGCAUAUCUUCUCCUGCCCUCGAUGUUGUUGCUGUUGGUUGUGCAGAUGGAAGGAUUCAUGUUCACAACCUUCGAUAUGAUGAAGAGUUAUUUACAUUUACCCACUCUACGCGGGGUUCUGCGACUGCCUUAUCUUUUAGCACUGACGGGCAACCUCUUCUUGCUUCGGGAGGUUCAUCUGGUGUUGUAAACAUAUGGAAUUUGGAAAAGAAGAGGCUCCAAUCUGUCAUAAAAGAGGCUCAUGAUGGAUCAAUAACUUCGUUACAUUUUUUUCCUAAGGAGCCAGUGCUGAUGAGUUCUUCAGAAGACAACUCUAUUAAAAUGUGGAUUUUUGACACAAGUGAUGGCGAUCCUCGCCUUCUGCGUUUUCGCUCUGGGCAUAGUGCUCCGCCACUCUGCAUAAAGUUUUAUGCCAAUGGGAGACAUAUUCUCUCUGCUGGUCAGGAUCGUGCCUUUCGUCUUUUCUCUAUAGUUCAGGAUCAACAAAGCAGGGAGCUCUCUCAACGGCAUGUAUCUAAACGUGCUAAGAAACUGAAGAUGAAGGAGGAAGAUAUAAAAUUGAAGCCUGUGAUUGCAUUCGAUUGUGCUGAGAUUAGGGAACGGGACUGGUGCAACGUGGUCACUUGUCAUAUGGAUACCACCCAAGCAUAUGUGUGGAGACUCCAAAACUUUGUUCUUGGUGAGCAUAUAUUGAAGCCAUGCCCCCAAAAUCCGACACCUGUAAAGGCUUGUGCUAUCAGUGCUUGUGGCAAUUUUGCCUUGCUAGGGACAGCAUGUGGUUGGAUUGAAAGAUUUAACCUUCAAUCUGGAAUCAGCCGGGGUGCUUACGUUGACAUAUCAGAACCUAAAAAUUGUGCUCAUGAUAGCGAAGUAGUUGGAGUUGCUUGUGACUCCACAAAUACCCUCCUGAUAAGUGCUGGAUAUCAUGGAGAUAUAAAGGUCUGGGAUUUCAAGGGACGUCAAUUUAAAUCGAGAUGGGGCAUUGGGCGCCCUAUUGUCAAGAUCAAUUACCAUCGUUAUAAUGGUCUUUUGGCUGCCGUUGUCGAUGAUUACACUAUACAAUUGUUUGAUGUUGUGAAUCUUAAACUUGUCCGUAAAUUUGAAGGUCACACUGAUCGUAUAACAGACUUGUCCUUCAGUGAGGACGGAAAAUGGCUUGUAUCUUCCAGUAUGGAUGGAAGCCUUCGAAUUUGGGAUGUAAUCUUAGCAAGACAAAUAGAUGCGAUACUUGCUGAUGUGCCUGUCACUGCAUUAUCCCUCUCCCCAAACAUGGAUAUACUAGCUACUACACAUGCUGAUAAAAAUGGAGUAUACCUGUGGGUAAAUCAGGCGAUGUUCUCUGGUGCUCCAAAUGUUGAUUCCUUUGCAAGUGGAAAGGAUGUUGUGAGCAUCAAGCUACCAUCUAUCUCCUCUACAAAUGAUUCUCAAGUUGAACAUUCUGAUAAGCCGGCAAAUGCUUCUGAACCUAAGGAUGUUCCAGGUUUUGCUGCUCAAGAGAAGCAUAUGCCUGAUCUGGUUACUCUCUCAUUACUGCCUAAGAGCCAGUGGCAAAGCUUGAUUAGUCUAGACAUUAUAAAGGCCCGCAAUAAACCUGUUGAGCCUCCAAAAAAGCCUGAAAAGGCUCCAUUCUUCUUGCCUACUGUUCCGUCUCUUUCUGGGGAAAUAUUGUUUGAGCCUGGUAAGUUACUAGAAAAGGAGAAAGAUAAAACAAGCCACGAAGCAGAAAUAUUUAAAAGUGCAGACAUGCCGCCAUCCCAAUUUCUUUAUCUUCUUAAAUCCUCAGCCGAAGGAGACAAUUAUGCAGCUUUUACUGAUUAUAUCAAAGGAUUAUCUCCAUCAACUUUGGAUAUGGAACUUAGAAUUCUUCAGAUCAUUGAUGAUGACGAUCAUCAAGAAUAUAAGAAACCAGAGUUGGUUUCGAUUGAACAACUUCUGGACUAUUUUAUUCAUGAGCUCUCCCGCAAAAAUAAUUUUGAGUUUCUACAAGCUGUAAUCAGGUUAUUUUUAAAGAUACACGGUGAGACAAUUCGGCAGCAGUCACAGUUGCAAGAUAAGGCGCGGAAGCUUUUAGAAGUUCAAUGCCUGGUUUGGCAGAAAGUAGAUAGAUUGUUUCAAAAUGCUAGAUGUCUGGUUUCUUUUCUGAGUAACUCACAGAUUUAGAUAUGAGUAACUCAUCCUGAAAUUUUCCAAUUUGAGUGGUAGUCUAGGCGCACGAUAAGAGCAGAUCUAUGAAAGAUGUUAUCUUAUGGGGUUACACAUACAUUUGGAGGCAGAUGGAAGGGUGGUGAAUGAUUCGAAGCUGGUGGACGAAUUCUUGUGAUGAUGUUUCAAGUUUUGUAGAUCUAUUUUAGCCCCACCAAAGGGUUAAAAAAGGAAUUUAAUUUUUUUCAACUGUCAUUUUAAA